Molecule: messenger RNA, 5205 nt
Organism: Gigantopelta aegis
Lineage: Eukaryota; Metazoa; Mollusca; Gastropoda; Neomphalida; Peltospiridae
Exons: 1
Coding region: 854-1765 (303 amino acids)
Source: RefSeq, a predicted model, not a curated record
GUUUACCUGACCCUGUUCGCAAAUACGUGAACAAAACGUGUUUGCGUAUCUGGUGGCACCACCAUCGACAGACUAGGAAUAACCAGCGGACAUCAGAGUGAAAGGAGAACUUUAAAAUUUUAAAAUUUUCUAGUUGAUUUGUAGAUUUGUAUUGAGCUACUGGAUGAUUUAUUCAGACCAGCUGUAUGCGAGUAGUUCAGUUUGUUCGUAUUUGUGUGUCUUGUUGCGACUUGUUCAAGCAGCUCUAUAGUGUUCGAUUACUGGCCACAGAGCAUUAAGAACACGUAUCUACUGUUAUAGCGGUACGGUAUUGGAAAUAUGGAAGUACACUGGAUGCACAGUAUUCUUGUUUAACGAUGACUUUUUAUGUACGUUUUUUACAAGAGCAAAGAGGAGGUUAGCCUGAAACCGGUUGGUUGCAUAUAGAUGUCAAAGGAACUGUUUGUUAUUUCAUAUUCUGUUAUUAAAGCUGUAAGUAUUGUUAUUACCAAACGGUUAAUCGAAAAUCGUCGGAUGAAACAAAUCUGAAGCUGGGAUUCAUGUGUAAUGAUGACAUCACUUUAAUAGAGACCUGUGUGUAUUGAGUGUUGUGACUGUUCAAUAAUUAUUUAGCUGAAAAUUAAAUGGACUGACGGAUUAACUCAAUUAACAUUAUUCACGGAGACAAACAAGAUAAGAUAACAUAAAUUUUUAACAAAUUGGAGUAUGCGAGUAUGAAAAUAAUGUUUACCGUGAACCGGACACUUGCUGACUGAUAAUAUAUCUCUAAAGUUGGAAUAAUUGAUAAAACUUGUGUUAAGAGACUAAGCAAUUUUGCAAUCUUUAACAGUUUAGUCAGAUUCAGAGCACAACAAUGGCACUGGCGUCUGCUCGCGGCUUGAUGCAUUAUGAGGAUGAACUGAAACGGAGGCUAGAAAAGCUUUCUAGAAACUACGAUUUAGCCACUAUGAAGAUAUUCAUUGCUGUAGAAACACUAGGUGAAACUUUAGUUUACAGCACGUUUAACCCUGAGAGGAAGAACAAGUGGGAGUUCUUUCUGACCAGACGAGAAGCCUGUCGUCUGGACCUGAACAGACACGAGAAGACGCGGGAGAAGUACCAGCACUUCCUGUACAACACGCCGCGCGAGGAGCAGGGACGACAGUUCCACACCGCCGUCCUCAAGCUGAUGCGCAGGAAGGGAGCGGUGGACAUGUUCAGGACACUCAAGUCUCAGGACGAUUACGACAUCGACUCCACGUUCUGUGGACACUUGUGUAAACUCUUCGACAGGAAAAUAGAAACGUGGUUCGAGUCCUUUGAUGCUCUUGCAGUGAACCUCACGGCUCACGUGAAGGUUUCUCACUUCGUGCGUCUCCUCACGGGGCAGAUAGACGUACUGUGUCGCCGUGAUAGCCACAUGCACCUCCUCAACAUAAAAGUUACGGGGCAGGAGACGCCGAGACCACUGGACAUAGCCGAACUGUGCAUGGCGAAGAUAAUGGUCAUCCAGAACGGCUUGGCCGACCCCGACAAGGUGCGGAUGUCCCUGCUGGUCUGCCACCUGCACGAAGAGCGGCCGGUGCUUCGUCUGUGGGAGUACGACCCGUCCGACGAGAUGGAGGUCUCUAUCAGAGAGGCAGACAUCGACAAACUCAUAGACGCCGGCAAGCUUUCCCAAUAUCACGAGUUCUGGAAGGCGAAUGUCCAUCUCAUAGGCGAGAUCAAACCAGAGAAGAUGUACAACACGUACGGACAAGGUUUUAACCACGGAGAAGGAGUCUAGAGUGCAGGAUUAUAUUCACAUGAUAUUCUUGGUGAUCAUCGAUUGUUAAUAAGAACAAACAAAACGAAUAUAGCUUAGUAAUAUCACAGGAUAUAUAUUCAGUUCACCAGGGAGCACAAGAUAUCGUUCUGAUUGUCUACACAACAUUUUUAUGUAGUUUACAGGUGUCUGUGUUUACUGUUAUUUGCCGUAUGAUUCUAUCCAAGUCUGUGUGUUACUAACGUACAAGAAAUAUGCAUAAAAAAUAAGGAGUUUUAUAACAGGAAACAGCUAUAUCUAUUUUAUUACAGUAUCAGUAUUCUUUCAACAGUUAGUAGUAUAGUUUAGAAUAUUAUACUGGGCAAACGUACUUUAUAUAACAAUAACGUUUUGAGGUUGGACUAUACCGCAGACGACAAUGUUAACGUAUCUAAAUGUACUAUACGCAAUAUAUCGACCAAACUAUGAUCUAUAAAUGUGAAAGUAAAGUCUGUUUUGUUUUAACGAUACCACCAGAGGAAUUGAUGUCAAACACUUGGUAAUUCUGAUAUGUAGUCUUUGGGGGGGGGGGGGGGGGGGGGGAGGAGAAGAGAAGAGACGCUACAUUUUUCCAAUAGCAGCAAUAGAUCUUUUAUGUGAACCAUCUUAAAAAACCCAGAAUACAACAGCCUUUAAUAUACCUGUCUUGGUGAACUGACUGGAACAGAUAUAAAUAUGAAUACUACAACACUUGCUCCAAAGUAUUAAUGGAAGAAAAUGGAACCUUUCAUAGCUCAUUUUGAAAAUAAUGGGGGGUUUUUUACAACAAAAUUGUAGUACUUAGUUUCACAGGUAGCAAAUCCAUGUUUCAAGCACAAGGAUACUUGACACAGUGCUACUGGAUGAAAUAGCAUUGCAUAUAUUUAUUGCUCAGAUAAACACAUUUUGAUUACAUUUAACACCAAUGGCAGCACCGAUAGUAUUAAUUGUGCUACUAAAAGUUAGGUGCACUUUGACCCUUUACCUGGCUAGAUGUUAUUGGUAUAGUGCUACCUUGAGGUGUAUUCAGAUGGACACAUUAACAUUAUAGUAUCUUUGCAUAGGAUACUUUUUCCAAUAUUCUGGCGUAAACUGGUACUCAUGAAUUACCAACAUGAAUUAAGUUUUAGUUUUGGAGUCCAUAUCACCUCACAAGAGAGAAUGGGUGGCAAGUUAUUUACAAAAUGCCGUUCAAGACGGUGAAAAGAUAAAUGAAUCAACAUAAAAUAAUGAGGGUCUGUUUUUAAUGAACUUAGGUGGUCAGAUUAUCUCAAAUAACAUGAAUAUAAUUUUGUAUUACAUUCCACAACCGGACUCUCUGCAGAGCAUUGUUACAUACUUACAUACAAUGUAACAAAGUUUUCCAUAAUAGUUUAAGAGUGUGGAAACAAUAAAGUUCCAUUUCAUUUCCUGUGAGAGUAUUAUCUUGUCUUAGGGUUACAUUUACUUCUAGUAAAGGGAUGUGCACUUUAAAUACUUGCUGAAAAUUAAUACCAAAAUUGAAAUAUUAAAGCUAUCCAUUACAAGUAUUCAAUAGUUAUAAACAAUAAAAAAAAACACACAAAAAACCCAUCCUUCAACAAAGUUUAGAAUAAGUAGUCAGGUGGAUAAGAACGAAGAUUGUGCACUUUGUGAUAGAACUGUACCAUUUUGCAUGCAUAUAGUACUUGAGUUCCUGAAUAUUUUCAGAUAUAGUGCAGAUUGAACAGCACCUCCUGAGUGUCUGCAGUGCCACCUUGUGAUAAACCGUAUUUUGCAUAAUGCCAAUAUUAAAGGUUUUAACAUGUUGUCUCUACCCUUUGCCCCUAAAAUUGUCUAAAUUGAUCCAUGAUUAUACUUAAUUACGCUGAUAAAUUUAAGAAAUAUUAAAUAAUAAAACAAAUUUUAAAUGUAGCACAAAAUGGACAAAAAAGUUUACAAUUUGACUUUGCAGUUUUAUCUAAAUGGUCUUUCUAGAAUUUAAGACGACCAAAAAACUGCACACUCAGUGUUACAUAUUUACUUUACUUUUUGUUUUCAUGUGUACAACAAUAAAUUAAUACAGAAUUCAACAAGGUGCAAACUGUGGUCUGUGCAGGAAAUUGUGCAGGUAGUCUGCAAAGUUUUUAGUGGGGGAGGGGGGGUAGAGGUCAGAUUAUGCUACCCUAGAAACUAUAUUGAAAGAUAAUUUGUUUGAAGCAGGAAGGGGUUUCGACCCCUGAUACCCUCUUCCCCCUUCACACACACCUGAGCAUGUGUAGUGGCACAGGCAAAACAGAAACGUCUUACUACAGCCAGCUCCAGGCUGUGAACCUAAUUCAGGACAAAUACUGUUGAAUAUAUGGUCAAAACCUCUUAAAUAUGUGUGGUAAUAUAUCUAGUCAACCGUGGGAGGGAAAGGGGCACUGUAGGCCACUAAGGGGCACUGUUCAAUUGGCACUAUGUAAGAAAAUCUUCAGUUACCUAAGUAGUAUGUGCAUGCAAAAUGGCACAAUUCUGUCUUUUUGUGUCGUUAUCUGCCUGACUAGAGGAUCAGAUUUGUAGGAAUACUUCUAAAGUGAAAUACUAACCAAAGUUCCAAAUGACAGCAACUUUGCUUGGGAUUCAUAAAGGAGUUGAAAGAUCAUUACUGGCUGAGCACUCAUACCAGAUUUGAAAUCCAUCCUUGAAAAUAUUAUAAAUAAAAAGUUUUAAUAAAGUUUUUAACGACUUUGACCAUGUCAUGUAGUUACAUUCAUUGGGCUGUGUGUGCGUGCGUGCGUGCACGCCAAAUCAGCAAAAUUAAUAGUUUAAACCAUCCAUUAAAUUAUUCAAAAGUUAACGGCAACUAGAAAAAUGUUACCUGGUAAUUCAACUGUAACUGACCUUGACCUUGCUUUGGGGUCACAUUCAUAGGGCUGGGGUUCUGUACUAUCACUUGAGUGAACACUGUACCAAAUGUGAAAGCUAUUCAUCAAAUGAUUCAAGUAUUAAGACAAUUAGAAAAACCUUUGUCAACCCAAAAUGUCAGAAUUAACAAAGUUAAUGUUAUAAGGGCUGGGGUUGUGCACAAUCACUUGGUAACAGAUUUGUUUUAGGCCUCAAUGCAUUUUACAGUUAAGUCGGAGAUAGGCAUACAUUUUCAGAGAUAUGACUUAUGAUAAGCUGAUGCUUUUGCACAUCCCUAUGGAGAUGUUUAUUUUAAUAGGACCGAAAUUCUUGUACCAUACAUUACUAUUCAAGGAUACUGGAAUUGGAACUAUUUAAUGUGAAAUUGUUUAUAAAUAAAAUGAAGAGGUGAGAAACGUUUGCAAAACCAUAAAUAAUAAGUGCAAUAUCUUUAUUUUUCCAAGUUAUAUUGCAUUAUAUAACAAAGACAGAAAAAUAGAAUAAACCAAAUAAAUAAACUCGUUAACAGGAACAACAUUUAUGAUAAAACAAAUAGUGUUCCCUCAGUUGCUAAAUAAAGAAAAAGGAAAAAAUUA